UAAGGUAAGGAGGCAGGGACGUGUCCAAACAUGGGUGGAGAAUGCGAGCAGGUAAACGCUUUGCGCACAGUCCCUUCAUGAGACACAACUUCACACUGUGUACCUGCUGAGUACUUACACAGAUCUCUGCAGGGAGUCACACUGUUGCUCUGUUGCUGUAGGAGAUGAGUCUUUCCACCAUGGAAACACAAACAGAAAAACAAAGGCCUCAUAACGGCCAGUUGAUCUAUGUGCCUCACAAGGAUACAAUCCGCCUGCUGGAGACAUACGUCCAGCGCAGCCUCAGCUUAAAUGACGGGACACUGGGGCACAGGAGGGCUGAGAGGAAAGAAAAGUGGGUGACAAUGCCAAGGAAGCUUAGACGACGCUCCAGCGACCCUUCCUCUUACCUGGUCGAUGGAUUAAAAGACGAUGGGGAAAUUGGUAAAUUUUAUCCAGCUGAAACCCUCGUAGUUGAGCCCGAGAAACCUCAGAGGGAAAUCGAGAAACCCACCAAAAAGUCUAAGAAGAACAAGAAGCCAUCAUUCUGGAAAAGCUUCCUUGGUUUAUUCUCUCGAAAGAAUAGUGAGGAUAACGAUGAAGAGGACAGUCCACCAGAAAUACCAGAGGCCUCUGACACUGUGACCCCCAGCCAGCCAACUACUCCAGUCAGUUCACCAAAAAGAAAGUCCAUGAGGAGGAAAUCGUUAAAGAGAAGGUUCUCCAAAAGGCGGAUAUCUCUGAAUAAAUCAAAUAGAAUUGUUCAACUCAACUCUGCUGACAUCACUCGAGUUGAAUCUUUUGUCAGCGUGGAACCAACACCACAUUACUACGAGAAGGUGUCAGAGGAAUUUGAAAAAAUUAUCCACGAGGUCCAAGAAAAAGAGGAAGUUAAACCUCUGUCUGAUGAGGAAGUAAUCAACAGGAUCAUUGCAUUGACAAAAGAGGAGGGUGAUGCCAUAGAUGACAAGCUGAAAGACAACCCCACCCUGAGCAGCUUCUUCCAGGGGAUGUCGUACUCUUCCUUCCAGAAGUUGGCUGAUGCGUAUCUGGAGACGGAGGCGUUGCCGACCCACAAUCCUCCCACCGUCCUCCCCACAGCACCUGAGCUUGUUAAGUUGGCCUUCACACUCGACUUUACAGCCAGGAUAGUCGGGCUCUCCAAACAAAAUAUAGGUCACAUCACCGGUCUGGGGAACCGUUACCUUCAGGACCGAUUCGAAUACCAACAGGCAUGUUCGGAUCAUCCAGUGUCGGACUAUGAUGACUGAGAAACAUUGCUGCAAGGGAAGCGUUCAACUUCUCUCAGUGCCACAGAUGUGGUGAAAGAUGAUGUCGCAAGUUGAAUUUCCCCUUUUAAGAACACAAUGGGCUACCUAAAAGACAUUUUAAGCUUUCAAACCACACAUAGUUUGUGGGAAUGGUCUGCUUUGUGAGAAAAAAACACAUGUUCUUCUGCUGUGCCAGGAUGUUAUGUGAAAAACCAGUUGAAUGGCUUGGGAAAGAGCAAUGUGCACUUUUAAAAUUGAAAGGAAAAAUAACUUAAAACGUACGGACUCCUAGAACAUGUAGCAAUGUUUUAGAAUCCCAAAUGGCUCAUUCUACAAAAACACUCAAAUGUGAUGCUCUUUUUUACAAGUCCACCAUUGAGUUGUAUACUUUCUGUACAUUAAUGUGUAAUUAUGAGCAAUGUAAUAACUGUUGUAAGCUAGACACUGUGCAAUAUUUUUGUAGAAUUUUUAAUUGAGCUUUAUCUACAACUACACUGAAAUGUGACAUUUACAUAAUUUAUACAAUGUUUGCAAAUAUGAAUGCUGGCAUUCAUAUAACCUACUCAAAUUAAAAACAUAUUUAAUGAAAUGCUUA
Gymnodraco acuticeps is the source of this 1845-nucleotide messenger RNA. RefSeq lists its product as uncharacterized. The transcript is spliced from 6 exons. The coding region runs from base 165 to 1250 and encodes 361 amino acids. The record is from RefSeq and is a predicted model, not a curated record. Lineage: Eukaryota; Metazoa; Chordata; Actinopteri; Perciformes; Bathydraconidae.